AUGAUUUCCCCCUCUCCACUCCCACUCCUUUCCCUCUUCCUCAUCCUCGCCGCCUUCGCAUCGGCUGCCCCUAUUGAGCCCGAGCCUCUCCACAAGUUGGUUCUCCGAAAGAUCCCCACUGCUCGGGAUGGAGAGCACCCUCUGGAGGUCUUUGAGCGUCACCAGGAAGCUGCCAUCAAGAGGAUGCACUACUUUAAGCGUAUGGCUCCUCCUGACAAGGAAUUCUUCCGCAAGAGGCACAUGGAACGACGUCAGAUGAUUGAAGACAACCCCAAUCUCGACAAGCGCAUGUGGAUCCCCGCCGUCUCCCCUGACGAGGUCAAAGCCAACAACCAGAAGCGAACCUACUGGCCUGACGGAGGUUGGACGCCCGGAAACACCAGUACACCUCUUGGAAAUGCAGCAAAGGAGCUCAGCAAAGGGUCUGCGACACAGGCCGCCGCCGCUGCCGCUGCUACUGCUACCAUCUCGGCUUCCGGGUCGAAUGACCAGGGGUUCAGCCAAGCCGCUGUGGACGCGUUGAACGACAACACCCUCACCAACUCUAGCAGCACCCUCAUUACUGGCGGUCUUGACUAUGUCAUCGAAUCCAACGAUAUUGGUUACUUGGCCGAUAUCACCCUCGGUACACCCGCCAAGACAUUCCUCAUGCUCAUGGACACUGGUAGUGCCGACACCUGGGUCCCUUCAACUGAAUGUGGCCAGGCCAAUUGCGGAGCUCACCAAGCACUUGGAUCUGACUCUUCCACAUUCCAAGCUUCCAACACUGCCUUCCAAGUCACCUACGGUUCUGGUGCUGUCGCAGGUCAACUCGCCGCGGACACCAUAACCAUUGCGGGCAUGACACUAGUCAACCACGCUAUGGGCGUGACGACGCAGGAGAGUGUACAGUUCUCGGGAGCGAAUGUGCCGUUCGAUGGGUUGAUGGGACUUGCUCUCAGUACGUUGCCGAACCAAGGCGUCUCCACCCCGAUCGAGUCUCUCAAGUCCACCGGCGUUCUUCAAAACACUGUACUUGGUAUUGCCCUCGGUCGCCUGAACGACGGUGACAACGACGGUGAACUUGUCUUUGGUCAAGCCGACGAUGCCAAGAUUGAUGCCGCCACCACCCAGACCCUGAAACUCACUUCCACCGACGGUUUCUGGCAGGUUGCCAUGAGCGCCGUGUCUGUUGAUGGUCAGAGCGCUGUCACCGGCAAGCAGGCUAUCUUGGAUACCGGAACAUCGCUCAUGAUUGCUCCCGAGGCCGAUGCUACGGCUGUCCACCAGCAGAUUGACGGUGCUGCCGAUGUUGGUGGCGGGAUGUUCUCCAUUCCUUGUACCACCAACCAGGCGGUCAGCAUGGUUUUCGGCAACGUUGCCUUCAACAUUGACGCCCGAGACAUGAUCUUCCAGCCCCUCACGAACGACCUCACCGGUGACUGCCUCUCUUCCCUCUCCGCGGGUACCAUCAAAGACGACGACACUUGGCUCCUCGGAGACACCUUCUUGAAGAACGUCUACAUGACCACCAACGCCGACGAUGGGACCGUUCAACUCUCCGCCAGGACAGAUACCCCCGGAUCGAGCAGUGCCAACAACGCCGCUGUCUCUGCUGGGACCAGCGGAAACGGGACGACCAACAAUGCGGCUGGCACGUCUGGGAGCAAGAGUGCGCCAAGUAGUGCUACGAGGGCGGCGCAAACUGCUGCUGCUGCGGCCUCCACUGGAUCUUUGUUGGGUGCUCUUGCCGCUCUUAUUGCUGGUAGUGGAAGCACGCUCUGA
Cryptococcus wingfieldii CBS 7118 is the source of this 1764-nucleotide messenger RNA. Its product is annotated as endopeptidase. The record is from RefSeq and is a predicted model, not a curated record. The transcript has 9 exons. Lineage: Eukaryota; Fungi; Basidiomycota; Tremellomycetes; Tremellales; Cryptococcaceae. Bases 1 to 1764 code for a protein of 587 amino acids. Gene Ontology annotation, biological process: proteolysis. Gene Ontology annotation, molecular function: aspartic-type endopeptidase activity.